Betta splendens (Siamese fighting fish) is the source of this 1843-nucleotide messenger RNA. It is a transcript of the gene hexb, whose product is annotated as hexosaminidase B (beta polypeptide). Gene Ontology annotation, molecular function: beta-N-acetylhexosaminidase activity. The transcript is spliced from 14 exons. The coding region runs from base 1 to 1656 and encodes 551 amino acids. NCBI's taxonomy places the organism in Eukaryota, Metazoa, Chordata, Actinopteri, Anabantiformes, Osphronemidae. The record is from RefSeq and is a predicted model, not a curated record. Gene Ontology annotation, biological process: ganglioside catabolic process; carbohydrate metabolic process; glycosaminoglycan metabolic process. Gene Ontology annotation, cellular component: membrane.
AUGGACGCCGCUCUGCAGUGUGCGCUGCUGCUGGUGCUGGUUCUGGUUCCGGGCUUCUGCGGGGCGCUGCAGCCCAACCACACCGGCGCGGGGGUUGAGCUGAAGGCCGAGCCGUCGCAGUUCGGCUCCCUGUGGCCGCUGCCGCAGCAGGUCAAGAUCACCGCGGCUUCAUUCAAGCUGUCCCCCGUCAGCUUCGUGAUCGUGGACGGCGCCGGGUCCUCAGCUGGCCCGAGCUGCGUCCUCCUGCAGAACGCGUACAGAAGAUAUUACGAGUACGUGUUCGGUUCGAAAAGAAAGACGGGCCCGACCAAAAACAGGCGGACCGACGCGUCCGAACUGACGGAGCUGCAGGUGUGGAUCACGUCAGCUGACUCUGAGUGUGACGGCUACCCCAGUUUAAAAUCCGACGAGUCAUAUGAACUGUCCGUGGACCAGCCGUAUGCCAUCCUCAAAGCAUCGAAGGUCUGGGGAGCCCUUCAUGGUCUGGAAACUUUCAGCCAGUUAGUGUUCGAAGAUAAAUAUGGAAGCAAAAACAUCAAUUUGACAAAUAUUGUUGACUUCCCCCGAUUUGCACACAGAGGCAUCUUACUGGAUACCUCUCGACACUUCUUGCCCAUUAAAGUUAUUUUGGACAAUAUCGAAACAAUGGCCAUGAACAAAAUGAACGUUUUCCACUGGCACAUUGUUGAUGAUCCGUCCUUCCCUUACAUGAGCCGAAACUUCCCCCAGCUGAGCCAGAAGGGAGCCUACCAUCCCUACACACACGUGUAUACGCCUGCUGACGUGAAGAUGGUCAUCGAGUUCGCCCGUCUGAGAGGAAUUCGUGUUAUCCCAGAAUUUGACACUCCAGGACACACACAGUCUUGGGGAAAAGGUCAGCCAGAUCUGCUCACACCCUGUUAUGCAGGCACCAAACCCACAGGCACCUUCGGACCAGUGAACCCUAUCCUGAACACCACUUAUGAUUUCAUGCAACAGUUCUUCAAGGAGAUCAGCACCGUGUUCCCUGAUGCUUACAUUCAUCUGGGAGGUGAUGAGGUGGACUUCACCUGCUGGAAGUCCAACCCGGACAUUCAGAAAUUCAUGGCUGAUCAAGGAUUUGGUUCAGACUACACCAAACUGGAGUCCUACUAUAUUCAAAAACUUUUGAAUAUCGUUGCCGCUACAAACAAGGGCUACAUGAUCUGGCAAGAGGUCUUUGACAACGGUGUUGCGCUGAACCCAGAUACACUCAUCCAUGUCUGGAAAGGAAGCCAGGCACAGUACCAAAAUGAGAUGGCAAAUAUUACAUCAUCAGGGUACAAGACCCUGCUGUCCACUCCCUGGUACCUGAACCGUAUCUCCUAUGGGCAGGACUGGCAGAACAUUUACAAGGCAGACCCACAGGAUUUCAAUGGCACCGAGGCACAGAAAAAGCUCGUGAUUGGUGGAGAAGCAUGUUUGUGGGGAGAGUACGUGGACGCCACCAACCUGUCACCUAGACUCUGGCCUCGAGCCAGUGCUGCGGCAGAGCGGCUGUGGAGCGCUGCAGAUGUGAGGGACAUCGGCGAUGCCUACAACCGACUGCACCUUCAUCGCUGUCGCAUGGUGGAGCGUGGGGUUCCAGCGCAGCCACUGUUUUACAGCUUCUGUCCUCAUGAGUACAAAGGGGUGUAAAAACAACUACGUCUGCACGUAGGGGGAUGAAAAAAAGGAAAUCAAACUAUACUUAUGUCUUAAACUUUUAAAUCAAAUGCUGUUUUACUUUACUAUUGCUGUUGAUCUCUCCACCUUAAAUACAAAUGCACUGUUUUUAUGCAAUGUUUGUUUGAAUGUUGAUUGUGAAUAAAAUGUUUACAUUGUU